Molecule: messenger RNA, 601 nt
Organism: Cyclopterus lumpus (lumpfish)
Lineage: Eukaryota; Metazoa; Chordata; Actinopteri; Perciformes; Cyclopteridae
Product: immediate early response 3-interacting protein 1
Exons: 3
Coding region: 81-329 (82 amino acids)
Biological process (GO): endoplasmic reticulum to Golgi vesicle-mediated transport
Cellular component (GO): COPII-coated ER to Golgi transport vesicle; Golgi membrane; endoplasmic reticulum membrane
Source: RefSeq, a predicted model, not a curated record
UCAGCCACCGUAGGCAACGUCAGAAGUAAAUACUGGCUGCUAGCCCACUACUAAGCUAACUAGAUACCUGUGAAAAAAACAUGGCUUUUACUUUGUACUCUCUCAUUCAAGCAGCAAUCCUGUGCGUCAACGCUGUCGCUGUAUUGCACGAAGAAAGAUUUCUGAGUAAAAUUGGAUGGGGAGUGAACCAAAGUGUCGGAGGUUUUGGUGAUGAACCAGGCGUCAAAGUGCAGCUAAUGAACCUUGUCCGCUCUGUGAGGACAGUGAUGAGAGUGCCGUUGAUUGCAGUGAAUGCAGUUUGCAUAGUGCUGCUGCUUCUGUUUGGAUGAGGAGUCAGUCAGGGGAGAUGAGACCAACCAGUCUGCUGUCGGGAGAACAUCUCCAUCAUCUCAGGAACCCUUCUGCAGAAACAUUUGAUCACUUUGAUUCACAAAAUGUCCCCUGUCAGCCUGAAUGUGAAUAUUAUCAUUUAAUAUUCCACAUCAAUACAUGGGAUAUUUGCCAAGGCCUGUUUUGUACAGCACAGUAAUUCAUCUACUUAGAAUGGUUAACGUAUCUAUUCUUUUGAAUAGCACAAUAAAAUGCUGAAUAUUAAACACAA